AUGCCUCCAGUCCCACGAGGAGAGGAUCUUGCCAGUCAGGACUCCUGGGCCCAGGCAGGAAAGGCGGAGCGGCAGGAGAGCACGGACGGAGUGCACGGCGCCCAGGAGUUCAGGUGGAAGGAGUUGGCUGCAUUUGCGAGAAAGCGCCACUCCUCACUGGAGAGGGCGUCUGAAGUGGCGGCACUGACAGCGGAGGAAUGGCAGCCUCAGAGGGAUCUGCUGAAAGAAGCGGUUCCUCUGGCUGUGCCAAAGGUUUCCCGCCGGCAGCGGCCAGCCCACAGGGGCCUGGAGAAGCUGCUGCAGGAGUUCUCCCGCCAAGGGCACACCCUGUCCCAGGUGUGCAGAGAGAAGGCAGUGCUGGCACAAGAGAACGCUGCCCUGGAAGCACGACUGGCAGCCACGGAGCGGGACCUGCGAGGCCUUUCAGAGCAGCUGGCAGAGGCCAGGUCAGAGAAGGAGAGCCUGCAAAGCAGCCUGCUGGAGGCUCAGCAGCACAUAUGGGAGCUGGAGAUGGCCAGGAGCCGUGUGGAAGCCCAAGUGUGCAGGGCCAGGCAGGCCAAGGAGGCGAUACUGGAGGAUGUGAGGGGCCUUCGUCGUGAGCUGCUGGCUGUAAGAGCGCUCAGCCAGCAGCAAUGUGAAGACAUGGCUGAACAGCUCCGCUGGGCACAAGAGCAGUGCUGCAAGGCUUUGAGACUCUGGCAGUCUGCCCAGGAAGAGGAAAAAAGGAAUCUCGUGCAAGAACUGGAGAGACAACUGGAAGAGCAGCAUGUGGAGGCACGGAAGCAGCUGGAGGAACGGGCAAACUUCCUGGCAGAGGUGCUGCAGGAAGAGCAGCGUCAGAAGGCUGCUGUCAUCCACAAGGUGUACCAGCUGCAGAGAGAGCUGAAGCAAAGUGAGCAGCUGAGGCAGAGGCUGAAUGAGCAGUGGCAGAACGGGCAGGUCAUGCUGCAGGAAGCUGAGAGGAAGAUGAGGGCAAUGGAGAAGAGGCACCAAGAGGAAAUGGAAAGGAUGCACAAGGUCCUGCUGCAGUGCAGGCUGGCUGAAGAAAAGCAGGUGGACGCAGGAUCUGCCAUCGAAGCUGCUGGUGCAGCAGCAUCCUGCCAAGAAGCCUCCUCUCCACAGCCUGAAAACCAGAGCAUGAGCAGCUCGGCCCGCUCAAGCCAGGAGAGAGAGAAGCAGUUCCUGAAGCUGCUGAGGUGUGUGGUGAGUGUGGAAGAUCCAGAAAAGAAGUACACUGGAUGGGAACAUCUUGGCAGUGGGGGCUUUGGAGCUGUUUAUAAGGCCUUCAACACUGCCACAGGACAAGCGGUGGCUGUAAAGGAACUUUAUCUCCAGCACCAGGGCUGUGAGGGAAUAUUAAAAGAAAUCCUGCUCAUGAGAGAAAAUAAGAACGCCAAUAUUGUCAGCUACUUAGAAAGCUACCUUGUGGAUGAGGCUGUCCUGCUGGUGUUGGAAUAUAUGGAUGGAGGCUCCUUAGCUGAUGUGGUCACCGUGAGAAGGAUGGCUGUAGGACACAUAGCAACAGUGUGUCGGGAGUGCCUGCAAGGCCUGGCUUUCCUUCAUGCCAAGCAGGUGAUCCACAGAGACAUCAAAAGUGACAACAUCCUUCUGGGCCGGGAUGGCUCCGUCAAGCUGGCUGAUUUUGGCCUCUAUGCUGUGCUCAGCCCUGAGCACAGGAAACGGAGGUCGAUGGUCGGGACCACUUACUGGAUGGCACCCGAGGUGGUGAGAAGAGAGCCUUACAGCCCCAAAGUGGACACCUGGUCCCUUGGCAUCGUGGGAAUAGAAAUGGCCACAGGAGAGGCUCCUUAUAUGCAGGAGACCAGUGUCAAGGCCAGCUACCUGAUAGGCAAGCAAGGGGUUCCAAAUCUGCAGCAGCUCAGGCUACCCCCUGGCUUGUGUGAAUUUCUGGGCUGCUGCCUGCAGAUGGAUGUGGACAGGCGAGGCUCUGCCAAGGAACUUCUGCAGCAUCCAUUUCUGCAAUCAGCGGAGCUUCUCUUAAGCCUCUUCUGACAGCCUGAUUGCUGCCAUCCCUGCAGCAAGGGAAUGCAGGGAGCAAAGGAGAUGACAAGGACCACUUCAGCACUGGAGAACAGAGCCUCUGAGAGCACGUAGGAAUCCAGAGGAGAGAGGGGCCGGGAAAGAGGCAGCCAUCAGAUCAGGAAAGGAAGGUGACAUCUCCUUUUGUCCCACCUGCUGAUCCUCCUUCUGAAUUUCUGGUUUGGACAGCAUUUCUGGAAGGCACAGAGACACUACUGAUGUGCAUUUUCUGGUGGGGGGUGGUGUGAGGCAUGAAGCUUCCACUGAUUAUUUGGUGAACUUGGAUGGAACUUCAUUGGAAGUGUCUUCCUCCCCUCACCAGGAGCUGGAAGGGCAGCAUUUGGAGGCACAGCAGCUGCUGGCAGCAUGGGCAAACUUCCUGGCAGAGGUAGAGAAGGAGCAGGAGAAAAGGCUGCUUGAGAUGAAGCAGGAAGUUGCCACCAUGCAAGCUGACCAAGAAGAGAAAAUACGGAGCCAUUGUCUCUUUGGAGCAACGCCAGCACUACAAGGAUGACUUCAAUGCAGAAUAUGAGGAAUAUCGGAAUUUAUAUUUAAAGAUUGACAAGACCAUCAAGAAGUUCAGACAUUUUCAGGAACAAUGGAAGUCUCUGACUCCAGGCUCCAAAGCCCAUCAGAUGCCGCAUCAUUGAGUCCCAGCAGAUUAUCAGCAGUUACAACAGGGUAGCCCCAGCUACUCUGAAAUAAGGAGCAGGUGCCAGUACCUCCACAAGAAGUUGGCCCAUAUUCAGAGCUGCAUUUCUGAAUUUGAGCAGCAGUGAGUGGAGUACUGGCACCAGACAUCUGCUUCAACAGAGGAACAUCUUUGAACUCAGGAUUUUUCACUUCAACGGAGGAUUAGGAUGUUUUGGAUUAUUUAAGUUAGUACAGAACCUUAGGCUAUGUUAGCACUUUGGAGUAGAUGAUUUUUUAAAAAUGUAGGAUUAGUUCAUAGAAGUUUAGUAAUUUUAAGAAGUUGAAAGAUGAUAGUAUUGAAUAUUAACAAUAAAGAAAUGUCACUAUUGGUAAUUCCAUCUCUCAAUGUUGAUUGUAUCAUGUUUGGAGUGGCUUUUUGCUGGUGAAUUCUUUUCUUCAAGACUUACGUUUGUCCAUUGAAAUAAAUUGAUCAGUAGAGGGUGGAAGCCCACUACUUCUACUAUGAAGUGCUCAUUUUAAGAAAAUAUUGCAGUUGGUGGAAAUUCUUUAUGAUAAGUGUAGGGGUGUUUUUGACCUUUCUUAUUAAUUCAAACUCUUUGCCAAAGUUGUCAAAGGCUUAGAAGUUUGGACAACCCUGUCCCCAAAUGACCUCGUUUUGGAGGGUUACAGAGGAGUGCACAUGGGCUGCUCUAAGCUGUCAGCUGAAGCAGCUCUCAGGACUGCUUGGAGAUCAUGGCCUCGCCUUCUCAGUGAGCCAGGGAAGAUGCAGAUCUCUGUAAGAGUUUUCUAAAACACUUGGAGAAAUGUUGGAGGCAAGGUACUUCAAUGGAUUUUAAAAGGAAAUUCAGUUCAAGUGUCCCUAUGGAAAUGCUGUCCAUUUCUUAUCAUUUUUAAGACUAGUCUGUCUCAAGCAGCCUUUCUAGAGAGACACAGAUCGUGAUUCCUGCACAGACCUAUGGGGGCAUAGACUAGUCCUUUUCCUAAGUUUCCUCCAUGUAUUCAUUCAGCUGACAUGGCAGAGGUGUUGCCAGCAAGGCCGUAACCUUCUUUAGGGAAAGGAUGUGGAAUUGUCUGAGGGAGGAUAAUAUUUGGGAACACUCAAAGGUGGCUGGAAAUGCCCCUUUCUUCCUUGCAGAGCAUUCUACAAAUUCCUCCAUUGUCUCCAAGCCAACAAUGUUGAGUCCCUGUACCUGAGAGCCCUUGGGGUGUUUUGUGAUUGAACACCUGAGCUGUUGUUGCCCUUCUGUUCUCCUUCAAGUGAAGUUCAA
This is a messenger RNA of Passer domesticus (house sparrow), 3962 nucleotides long. RefSeq names its product serine/threonine-protein kinase PAK 3-like. The transcript is spliced from 21 exons. Gene Ontology annotation, cellular component: cytoplasm. Gene Ontology annotation, molecular function: ATP binding; protein serine/threonine kinase activity. The record is from RefSeq and is a predicted model, not a curated record. The coding region runs from base 1 to 2013 and encodes 670 amino acids. Gene Ontology annotation, biological process: protein phosphorylation; intracellular signal transduction; regulation of actin cytoskeleton organization. NCBI's taxonomy places the organism in Eukaryota, Metazoa, Chordata, Aves, Passeriformes, Passeridae.